CCUUUAAGACCUUUAACAGUUUAACAAAAACAUUAUUGUUGUCUGUUAUAGUGGAUAAAUAACACCAAGUUUAGUUAGUAUCAACCUUAUAAAAUAUUUAGUAAUACACCAUACAAAAUAUCAAUACUCAAUUAACGAGAAUCGUUAAUGGCUGAAAAGUUUACAUUUUAAGGUGAUCUUAUAAGUAGACGUGGCGUAAGGACUGAUGUAGACGAAUAUUACAAAAAAAUAUAGCAGCAUAGAAGACAUAGCUUUUCACCAUUACAAAAAAUAACCAACAGUUUAUGUUUCGCAUAAAUAUUUUUUAUAAAGAAAUGUGACAAUCUUAAGAAUGAAUGAACUAUGAAAACCAAAAAGAGAGAACAUUUCUUUACUAACAGUUCACCGAUGAUGUUACCCUCCAUUCAGAACGCAGUUGAUCAUUUUAGAACAGCAAUGACGAGACAGAAAAGUAAUAUUGUGCGUCUCCCUCCUCUGACAAAAAGUCCUGAUUAUUAUGGCGGUCGCAUUAAAUAUAAGCAUAGAUCCUCUGAGGAAGCAAUGCGAAACUCGGAAAACUGGGAUAAACUUAAGUUCAUCUUGAGUGAAGAAAGUACAACAAACUCUAUUGACAUGGUGUACGAAGUUAACAAACCCGGAAGUAAAAUAAUGGAUACCUUGGAAUGUUCCCCUCCGUUGAUAUCCACAUCGGUAUCCAAGGAUAUAUUUGAAAAUAAAGUCAAAGAAUUAAAUUUGAAAAGGAACGUUACAGGAAAAACAACAUUGACAAGUUUUGCGGACGAAUUAAAAAUAACUGAAGAUCACGUGACAAAAACUUCUCGCAAUAUACACGAUGAAAAAAACGAGAGUGUGCCAAUAUAUGCAGAAGACAAAAAUUUCAAAGCGGAAAAUAAAUUUCAAAAAUACAAUCUUAUAGAAUCAGAAGAACAAAAACCUUUACAGAAGAAAGUGCGUUUCGAUUUAAACGACAAUACCCAGAGAACGAAAUUCGCUGAAUCGUUUAAAUCACAACGGACCAAGAAUAAAAAAUGUUUUCUGACAAAAACUAAAGUAUCAGACCUCACGAUUCAACAAAGUCCGUCAAGUAGGUCUAUUCAUCAGAGCAAAAAGGUGGGAUUAGCAAUGAAACAGAUAAUAAGAGGACAAACUAUUGGGAAACAUGGUCGCUCACAAAGAUGCUAAAUCAUUUUCAUUAAAUCCUUCAAGACACGUUGCUGUUUAUAUAAAACUGUAUACGGGGUUCUUUUCUGGUUGGUAUACAUAAAUUGGACUAUCAUUUUCAUAUAAAUCAUGUUUAUGUAUUGUGCAAUAAGAAUUGAUUACUACUGUAUAGAAAGCAUCAGUACUGUUGAAUACACAAUUUAUCAAAUAGUUAAUAUGAGACUUAGAUCAGCUAUCUUGUUAAUGAUUUGACAAAACAAAUUGUCCGCGCGAAAUUGGUAUUGCCACCUGUUCUAUCAGGCAUCUGGUGUUUAAAAAAUGAUAUUUAAAAAAAAAAAAACGCACUUCAUAAUAUUGCUUUAAUACGUAGUCCAUGCUGUAUAGUUUCCAUGUCACUAGCACCAAGGUUUGAAGUCAGGUUUGAUUUUAAUUUUGAAUUGCUUGUUGAAUUACCAAAUAUGCAAAAUAUUACGGA
Molecule: messenger RNA, 1636 nt
Organism: Mytilus trossulus (common blue mussel)
Lineage: Eukaryota; Metazoa; Mollusca; Bivalvia; Mytilida; Mytilidae
Exons: 2
Coding region: 343-1182 (279 amino acids)
Source: RefSeq, a predicted model, not a curated record